AAAAGCGCUGGUCACAAAGUAGUCGCUGUUGGAGCGCGACGAGGUCUAAUCGAAAAAGCGUAAAGAUGUUUGUUCUAAUCUACUUGGUGAUCGCGAUCGUUUCGCUCCUAGCGUAUGUCUUGCACCGCAAUUUCACCUACUGGACGCGCCGCGGAGUGCCCCACGAUGCCCCCCAUCUGAUCUACGGAAACAUGGUCGGCUUCCGGAAGGACCGCGUGAUGCACAACAUUUUCAUCGACUACUACAAUAAGUACCGGAAGACUGGAAACCCAUUCGUGGGCUUCUACUUCCUGCACAAGCCGGCGGCCUUCAUCGUGGACCCAAAGCUGGCCAAGAACAUUCUCAUCAAGGACUUCUCAAACUUCACAGACAGAGGCCAGUUCCACAACGAGCGGGACGACCCGCUCACCCAGCACCUGUUCAACCUGGACGGCAAGAAGUGGAAGGACAUGCGCCAGAGGCUCUCGCCGACCUUCACCUCCGGCAAGAUGAAGUUCAUGUUCCCCACCGUGAUCAAGGUGUCCGAGGAGUUCGUGAAGGUGAUGACCAGCCAGGUGCCCGCCUCGCAGGGCGGGGCUGUGCUGGAAAUCAAGGACCUGAUGGCCAGGUUCACCACCGACGUGAUCGGCAACUGCGCCUUCGGCAUCGAGUGCAGCACCCUGAGCAACCCCGUCUCCGACUUCCGCACAAUGGGCCAGAAGGUGUUCACCGAGCUGAGGCACGGCCGUCUGCUGACCAUGUUCCAGUUCAGCUUCCCGAAGCUGGCCAGGCGGCUGCGGAUGCGGAUGAUGCCCGAGGACGUGCACCAGUUCUUCAUGCGGCUGGUCAAUGACACGAUUGCCCUGAGGGAGAAGGAGAACUUCAAGCGCAGCGACUUCAUGAACCUGCUUAUCGAGCUGAAGCAGAAGGGCAAGGUCACCCUGGAGAACGGCGAUGUCAUCGAGGGCAUGAACAUCGGUGAGCUGGCCGCCCAGGUGUUUGUCUUCUACGUGGCCGGCUUCGAGACCUCCUCCUCGACCAUGAGCUACUGCUUGUACGAGCUCGCCCAGAACCAGGACAUCCAGGACAGGCUGCGGAGCGAGGUCCAGUCGGUGCUCGAGCAGCACGAGGGAAAGCUGACCUACGAAGCCAUCAAGGACAUGCGCUACUUGGACCAGGUCAUCUCAGAAACUCUGAGGCUGUACACCCUCGUGCCCCACCUCGAGCGAAAGGCGCUCGACGACUACACGGUGCCCGGACACCCCAACCUGGUGAUUCAGAGUGGCACCCAGAUCUUGAUUCCGGCCUGCGCCUACCACCGCGACGAGGACCUCUACCCGGACCCGAUGACCUUCGAUCCGGAGAGGUUCUCGGCGGAAAAAGUGGCCGCCCGUGACUCCGUGGAGUGGCUGCCCUUCGGCGAUGGGCCCCGCAACUGCAUUGGAAUGCGCUUUGGCCAGAUGCAAGUCCGCAUCGGCCUGGCCCAGCUGAUCAACAAGUUCCGGUUCUCCCUCUGCGACGAGACCGAGAUACCCCUCAAGUACACGCCCAUGUCCAUUGUGCUGGGCACCAUUGGUGGCAUCCACUUGAGAGUGGAACGCGUCUGAACACCGAUAGUUCUGCCCUACGUUACCAUGAUAUUGUUAAGCCAUCUUGUGAAUGCCAUAUUCGUAAAUAUAAUCUAGGAAUGUUAAUUAGUUGGCUGAAAGAGUUUCCUCUCGAGUUGUUAAGGUGCAAUGGCACUUUCGCGGUUACAUCUUCAGUGUUACCUGCCCAGUCAUCGGCUCUUCAAAGUCAACGACUCUUCCCCGAGCACAUAGCACCGAGCACCGAGCGGCGAGCAGCGAGGCAAAUUAAUUAAUAUCCCCAGACGCCCGGAUGAUUUGCGUACCACACGCCGCACUCGUUAGGGUUGCUCAACCGUAACAAUGGAAACCCCAAAUUAAAAUAUGGCGGUGGAGCAUGCAACUCGAGUUGGCUAAUUGUGUUUGGCUAAACAGUGUGUGUGUUUGGCAACAAAAUAAUGACAAAAGCGUGUUUGACAGUCUUCGAAGUCCGACAUGGUAUUAUGACUUAAUGCAUGACUUUAAAAUACUUUAUUGUAACUUAUUCCAAUACUUGUGGCUGCUACUCCAAGGUAUAGGUUGAGAGUUGUAUAAGCUAUUUGCCUUAAGUCUUAAGACUUACUUCCAAGUACCGGGUAUCACACAGUCGACCAAAGCCAUUCCAUCUUAUUUUGUGUGCUUUUAGCAUCCAGACUGAUUGAAAGAUUGAAGUCUUGCAUCUGGAAUGCUUCUGCGAAACUAUUUUAUCUGCUUACCUCCUGGCGAAAUUCUUGGCUUUCUGCAUCCUUUGAGAGUCGAACGAAAUUGCCUGACAAUUGCAGGCGGGAGGACUCUGCUGAUGGCACGUCAAGGAUUUCCGGAAUUCGAGCAACCAAUCCUGCCACUCAUAUGCAUUUUCCUUUAGCCUUUUUCUGAAAUAGAAACUCUUUCUGCAUUUAAAGAUUACACUGUGCAGGCGUCUGCCCGACAGUUUGGACUUUAAUCCGAAAUCACAUGCGCUUUUUAAUUAUGCGCGUAGGAAAAUGUUUGUUUAAUGCCCCCGGCCCAUGCAACGCGUGGAAAGUGAGGCAAGUGCAGCUGGGGCGGGCCUGGAAAUGCCGCGGCUUAAUUUGAGAGCGACUCUAACGGUUGUGCGAAUAUGACUUCACGUAAUUAUAUGCAAUUUUAUUAAAAUAACGCCGCUCUGAGCUCUCACGCUGCAGCUUUAAUGGCCUUGAAGUUGCUCCCUUUUUUCUAUAUUUUAAUUUCAAUUUUAAUCACAUUUCCGCUGACCCUUGGCAGGUUGCUAGUAAUUACUGACCGCAAAAGAAUGCAGUUAUGCCUAUUAAUAGAUUAUAACCCAAUUAGCAUAAUUAAUUAGACAAACAAUCGGGCUGCCUGCUCGUGAAUUGCGAUUUGUUUGUGCACCUUAGCGCGCCGAAAACAAAUAGUUUAUGGAUUAAUGGGGAAUGUGCUGGCCGCUUUUUGCUUUCUGCGAGCAGUCAUUGACUUGGGCCGCCAUGGGAGGGCGAAACACAUUUAAUUACCGGACUGGCAAGCGCGCAACAAAAGCGAAAAAGUGUCAAGGUUAUUCAACCCGAACAAUGGAGUAUUUUGGCUAUUUAAAGCUCCGGCCCAACCAACUUCUCCGGAAUCUGGUGCUAAACUUUCAAAUCCCCGCCCGGACGGCAGCUCAUCUGAAAUUCCAUUAGCACCGGGCGCCAUCAAAACAAGUGACUCGCACGGCCAGCGCCCAAAGCUAAGUCCACAUCCUUGUUUGCCCAACGGAAUUGGCCAGGGCCCCCCCCCCCCCCGCCUGCAAUGCGAUACUAGCUGCCACAUAUCCCCAACAGCUGCAACGAAUUGUUGUUGCAACUGCAACCACUACAACACUUGCAACGGACGGAAGCGUGCUCAUAUGUGCGUUAAAAGUUUUCCAAGCGCGGCGGCGAACAAAAAGUCGACAUUCCGACCAUUUGGCCAACAAGCAUGAUGCACGUGGGUUCGGUUUCACUAUCGCUAUCACAAUGCCCCUUUGGACAUGGACACUAUCAUGGACACGGACGCUAAAGCUGAAGCUGAAGCGGACGUGGCCAUGAGCUGGUCUUGGCCGCGGAUUAAUUGCAUGCGUCAGACAUGACAGAGAACAAAAACUGUCAGGGCCCCAAAAAUUUUAUACAAGAGCUUUUUACCUGCAUUUCAAGUUUCAAAUGCUAUUAUUCGCCUCCCAGAGGAGUGUUCUCAUAAGGGGAUUUGAAAAUGGUCCUUCUAGCUGGGAGCAAGUACUUCGCAAAUUUUUAAUGCUUUAAGAGCUUUAUGUUGAAAAAAGUUGGCAAGUUACAUACAUGUUUGGUUCUUGCAAAAAAAUGUUUAAUCUAAUAGGAACUUUCAAGUCAUCUUUCCUUUAAACUUCAUGUUUAAUGAAACGUUUAAACUUUAAAUUCAUUUUAUUUAAGCUUUCUAUUCCUUACAUUUCGUAAAGUUCGAGUACCACUUACAAUUUUAGCUUAAUUAAAAUUCCAAAACUUUUAAUACAAAUGCUGAUAAUGUAUACUUGAAUUAAAUAGAGAGUUUUAGUUUAAAAAAAUUUAUAAAAUAACAUAUAAAAUAAUAUAUAAAAAUUAUUAUAUAAAAUGACUAUUUUCUUAUUUUCUAAGCAAAAAAUAAAUAUUAAUACAUAAUUAUAAAUAUCAUAACAAUAAUCAUUGGUUAGUGAUCCCUGGCUAAAAUAAAUUGGUAGCACAAACAUCUAUGUUAUGAUUUAAGUCUUUUUAUUACUUAAAUUCUUUAAAAAUUAUAUUUAUUGCAUUGUUUGCAAUCAUAAACAGGCAACAGAUAGGUGAUGGGAAGAACUUUAAAGAUAAAACAUUUCCGAAAAAAAAAUAUGUAAAAUAUAAAUAUGUAUGUGGCAGGACACCAUGCAAAAACACACUUUAUUUUUUACAAAAAAAUUUAAAAAAAAAUGACAUUUUUUCAAUGUGGAACAUUAUGUGCGUUAAAAUGUUAAAUUUUAAAUUUUAAAGUUUAACAAACAAAGUACCUUUUUCUUUUUAUUAUUUCCAGUUUUUGCAUUAUUCACAGAGUUUUCAUUUUUUCUUUCAAUAUUUAAAAAUAUGUUAAAAUAAAUACUGUGGUUCUUUUGAAACUGCGAUGUGCUACAUUUUGUUUAAGGCUGAAAGGCCUUUCCUCUGGCUUUUAUUCUGCCUUAAAAAGAUGAAUAGAAUAUGCAAGCAUUACACAGUAUUCAAUUAAAUAAUGUUUAUCCAAGUAAAUUCUUAAAAUGAAAUUUUUCACCUUUUCUCUUACUGUUUCCUUACUCUAUGGGCUAUCACCUAGACUAGAAUUCUCUUAAAAUGUACCUACAAUCUACAUAUAUGUGUUAUACACAUAGAUAUUUCUAAAGUUACCUGUGUAUGCGUUCGGUUAAGAACUUGAUGUUUUUGGUAGCAACUAGAGAGGAUAAGAAAGCGCCUAACAUGAUGACAAAAAAAAAUAUUUAUUAUCAGAUGGAAAAUACCAUGUCCCCCGAUUUCAACAAACAGCUCGAUUGGGUUGUCAUCCGCAAAAUGCAAACUCUUGGCACCUCCCUGACUGGCAGAUACUAAAGCCGCCGUUCACACUCCAGCAGCUUUCAACAGAGAGUUGCACAAAGCCCGGAGUGUGGGCUGCGGAACAUGCAACCGGCUCUGCUGAGUUUUUGUGGCAGCAGCCUCAGCUUGGGUUUCAGUUCGACUCGCGACUCGGCGGCGAACGGCGGCUCCAGUCCACAAGUAUCUGACGGAUGCAAGUGACCCAAUCAAAGUGAGCUCAGUUACCUUGUGCAACCUGGGAGUGGGUGCCACAUUCGGAGAGUCCGUACUUCACGACUUGCCGCGCGACAGCACCGUGGUGACGAAGACGACCUGCGAGCUGCUGCGAGUGGAGCAGCAGGACUUUCGACUCAUAUGGGAG
Drosophila ananassae is the source of this 5474-nucleotide messenger RNA. It is a transcript of the gene Cyp6a2, whose product is annotated as cytochrome P450 6a2. Gene Ontology annotation, molecular function: monooxygenase activity; iron ion binding; heme binding. The transcript is spliced from 3 exons. Bases 66 to 1586 code for a protein of 506 amino acids. Lineage: Eukaryota; Metazoa; Arthropoda; Insecta; Diptera; Drosophilidae. The record is from RefSeq and is a predicted model, not a curated record.